Molecule: messenger RNA, 813 nt
Organism: Cricetulus griseus (Chinese hamster)
Lineage: Eukaryota; Metazoa; Chordata; Mammalia; Rodentia; Cricetidae
Source: RefSeq, a predicted model, not a curated record
GACAAGAUGCUUCGCACCCCCAAGUGCUCAAGGUGCCGGAACCAUGGCUACCUGGUGCCAGUCAAGGGCCAUGCGGGCAAGUGCCGCUGGAAGCACUGCAUCUGCGAUAAGUGCUACCUCAUCACCGAGCGCCAGAAGAUCAUGGCUGCGCAGAAGGUGCUCAAGACCCAAGCUGCCGAGGAGCAGGGGUCCCAGCUGCCUCCUGGGGCUCCGGUGGUGGCCGCGGCCUCCUCCAGCUCCAGCAUCUGCGCACUGCCCAGGGUAGCUCCGGGAGGCGCCGGAGGAGGAGGAGGAGGAGGAGGCGUCGGAGGAGGAGGAGGGCAUCCUCUGAGAUUCAGCUCUGAUCAUGUGGCAGGAGCUGGGUACCCUGAGAGAGAGCCUUUCAAGCAGUGCCCUGCCUGUGUCCCCAUGCCAUCCUACCAGCCCUUCCCACUGGAUGGCCAGGAUGCAUCCUCAGCUGUGGGGAUCCCUCAACAAAGAAGCUUCCGUCAUGUUUCCUGUAGCCCCUACCAUGGAGGCAGCUUGGUGCCAGAACCAGCCCGAGACCUCCAGCCAACCUACUGUUCACCGCCGCCGCCACCACUACCACCUCCACCGUCCCAACCACAGCAGUCCCAGUUCCUCCCGCCAGGCUACCUCUCUGCUCUCCACUACCUGCCACCGCCACCACCACCGCCAUCUCCACCGUCUUUUUCACUGACCAUCAUGUAUGAUACAGAAAAGGAGACUAACAAUGGUCAGGAUGCAGAGGCCCCCAGAGAGCCCAGCCAGCAUGCCUCCCAGGAGCACUCUUCCCAGGAGCAGUCCAACUAA